Molecule: messenger RNA, 3655 nt
Organism: Ochlerotatus camptorhynchus
Lineage: Eukaryota; Metazoa; Arthropoda; Insecta; Diptera; Culicidae
Gene: step
Product: cytohesin steppke
Exons: 11
Coding region: 1362-3494 (710 amino acids)
Biological process (GO): regulation of ARF protein signal transduction
Molecular function (GO): guanyl-nucleotide exchange factor activity
Source: RefSeq, a predicted model, not a curated record
UGUUAGCCGCGUACGUCAGGCCACUAGCUUAGGGUAUAUUCUCAGUUUUUAAAUAAUUCGCGAGAUAGAAGGUCGCACAAGCUAUCGACUAUCGUGUGCGAUCCGUUCUUUUUGCGCGGAAUUCGCUAAGUCGGGCGCUGAUAACGUCUGUCGUGUAUUCUAUAUCGUGAUUUGUUUGUCACCUUUACGGAUAGUGCAGCACUAGUGGCGAAAUUUAGGUGACACACUAUGUUAAUAAAGCUUGUGCCUUUUAGCUGUGAAUUUAUCAGUAAGUGGGAAGCUUAGCGAUCCGCCCACGUGUACGUUGAUUCAUGUACACAUAUAUGAAAACCAUUCUAGAGGAAGUCCAUCUACUACAGCUAUAGUAUAACGAGGAUGUACACUAGAAUUUGAGGAAAUGGAACUAAAUGUGUCUCGUAGUGUCAUCGGGUGUUGAUUGAAAUGAUGUGCUUUUUAGGUGAUGAAAAUUAUAAGCCGCAAUGGCGCAGUUUCAAUCUACAAAUGUGUAUUGUGUCUGAAAUUGGUCCUGCCGGUUGAAGAGCCGUCAGGUUUUCUGUGUCGGGAUUUUGUGUGAUUGUGCUACGGUUGAAAUAAAUAAAAUGUGAUGUCAGUGUCGGUUCAAACAAAGCGAAAUAAGAAGUAUCGAUCUAACGGAAGAACGGUGAAGAUUGUUUCAAUUGCCAGUGCUGGCGGUCUCGAUUGACAUGUCCAAUUGAGCUAACAGUACUUAGUUUCCUUGAGCCAAUGGAUGUGCGAAGCAAAAAUGUUCCUUCUCAGAAAGUGCUAAAAUUACUCAUUCAGCCUGGUGCGAUGAGUCACAUGCUCACAUGGCUCGAAGAUAAUGAUUAUCAAGGCAGAUUGACACAACGACAGUUUACGGUGGUGUGAAUUCAGUAUGCAGUAUUUCUCAAUUUGACGCUGCGUUGUUUAAACAAAAUCGUCACAUCACGUCAUCAUCGGUCGGUGGCAAUUUAAACUGCGUAUAUGUGGCUGCUGGAGGAAGCAGCAAUUCGAAAUUGCCUUUCUUAUGAACGAGGAGAACGACGGAUCCGUUAUGUGCUCGGGUGAAAAACUGUAUUAAUCGAACCAAAUGAACGAUUACGGAAGGACAGAGGAAGAGUCCCAGGAGAAUUUAAACGAUGAAGAUUCCCAUCGAAGUGCGGUAUUCGACAGUCGUGAGCCAGAAAUAGCACAGUACCAGUAUAUCGAAAUGUGAAGAGAUCGUAAAUCCACGCAAUGUGAUCGAGUUUAUUGUGAUAUAAAGUGUAUAAAGAUCCCAAAAAUAAACAAAUAUUCGUUUUGUUGUGUGUUGUUUCAAGUGUGGUAAUUAAUUUAACAAAAGAGCAAACAGAAGCCUGAAAAUGUUCUUUUCAUCGGCUGUGGAUGCUAAGAAGACUAACUGGUUCUCGUCACUCCGGCGUCAACCAAAGGGCAAAAAGACAGCGCUGGACGCUGAGCAGUUGACGCAAAAGAGCUGUGUGGAUCUGACGUCCAGUAAUUUGUAUAGCGGUAACAACUCUAGUCAGUUGCCAGAAGCGGUCGAUGACAGUGCAACGGAUGAACCGUUGUGUAAUCCCGCCACUGAAAGAUCAAUUUGUACAUGUGAGUGGGUGAAAGUAAGUCCGUCGCCAUCGUUUACGUCCAAUUCUCCUGAAUCUUCCACAAGUCUUACCUCAGCCACAACGGCCACAAUUAGCACAACAGUGUCGAGGAGUCUAAGGGAGAAUAACUAUCAGCCUCUGCCAACCGCUUCUUCGGUAGAUAAUCUCACAAGUGAUAGCGCUAACGAUCUCAAGGAUAUCGCCUUGUCAGCGGUGAAUAACACCAGUAGUCUCCGGAGAAGACCGAAGCGGAAAGAACAACUUUAUACCUCAACCACGGUAACCACUGUGACAAAAACGACGGUUGUGAACAAACAGAAAACCUACCGCGUGGGUUUAAUCUUUAGCGACAGCGGAGAAUUGUUGAAUAGCACUCUUGACCUACGACAACUAUUCGAGGAAAGCAAGCAAGCUCAACUUAUUUCUAGCGAAAGUGAUAGUGGGAAUAACAGCAUUAUUAAGGAAGAAGUCAAUAACAACUGCCGAAAGGAUUCAAAGUGUCAGCGACAGUUUAGCAUUCUGGACGACAGCAAUUUCGACUAUAUCGACGAUAGUGCUGACUUAUUCAACCGUAAUUACUCGGGCAACAAUGUUGCCAUUCAUGCCAAUUCGGCCAGCUCAACGCCAAAAGUCCUUAGGAAAUGUAAUAACUGCAAAAACAAAUCUAAUCUAGUCUACAAGAGGAGUGUUAGCUCGCCUCAUCGUAAGAAGCAAAUUAACGAUGAACUGAAUGAAGUAGAGUCGGAGAUGAGAGCACACGAGAACAAGGAAGAGAAUAAACAUUCCAAUAAAGAUAAGCAGAUGGCAUUAGGACGUAAGAAGUUCAACAUGGAUCCAAAGAAAGGCAUAGAAUUUUUAUAUGAAAACCAACUUCUAAAGACGGACCCACAGGAUGUAGCCCAAUUUUUGUAUAAAGGAGAGGGCCUAAACAAAACAGCUAUUGGCGAUUAUCUGGGCGAGAAAAAUGACUUCAAUGAGCAGGUGCUAAAGGCCUUUGUGGAUUUGCAUGACUUUAGCAACCUAAUUCUAGUGCAAGCAUUAAGACAAUUUCUAUGGUCAUUCAGGCUACCCGGUGAAGCACAGAAGAUUGACCGCAUGAUGGAAUGCUUUGCACAGCGUUACUGCCAGCUCAAUCCGGACAUCUUUACCAACACUGAUACAUGCUAUGUGCUUAGUUUUGCAAUCAUUAUGCUAAACACGUCGUUGCAUAAUCCAUCGGUGAAAGAGAAACCAACCGUUGAGCAAUUUAUAUCGAUGAAUAGAGGCAUCAACAAUGGAGGAGAUUUACCGAGAGAAUUGCUGGAGUCUCUGUACGAAUCCAUCCGAACAGAGCCGUUCAAGAUACCCCAGGACGAUGGCAACGACCUGAUGCACACUUUCUUCAAUCCAGACAAGGAAGGCUGGCUGUGGAAACAAGGUGGACGAUACAAAUCAUGGAAACGAAGGUGGUUCAUUCUGAACGAUAACUGCUUGUACUACUUUGAAUAUACAACCGAUAAGGAACCCAGAGGAAUUAUCCCACUGGAGAACAUUGCGGUACGCGAAGUGCAGGACCGCAGCAAGCAGUUCUGCUUCGAGCUGCACGCUAGUGGUGGAGCGGAAAUCAUCAAAGCAUGCAAAACCGAUUCCGAGGGUAAGGUGGUCGAGGGUAAGCAUACGGUCUAUCGCAUGUCGGCCGCCAGCGAGGAGGAACAGCAGGAAUGGAUCAAGUGUCUCAACCAGUCCAUCAGUCACAACCCGUUUCACGACAUCCUAGUACAAAGGAAGAAGAAGGCCCUCGCAAAAAGAAUAUUAAUUCUAAUCUUCAAUUGGCUCACCUGCUUUGGGUUCGAGAAAGAUCAUGAUGACGAAUGCAGGAAGAGUUUGACCGAAUACCAACUGUCAACAGCUUGAGGUUGUUGGUUAGAACCACACCGCAGAAUAGCAUCGCACCGAUUAUUCCAAUUCUAACCUGUCCACCAGAUGUAAUAUGAUCUCGCUAGAAGGAGCGUGGGAUAAAUGCAAUUGUUAAUUAGGAUAUUUGUCUAAGUAAAUGUCCCCUUGUUUGUACAGAA